Molecule: messenger RNA, 1499 nt
Organism: Chlamydomonas reinhardtii
Lineage: Eukaryota; Viridiplantae; Chlorophyta; Chlorophyceae; Chlamydomonadales; Chlamydomonadaceae
Exons: 9
Coding region: 103-1218 (371 amino acids)
Biological process (GO): tRNA nucleoside ribose methylation
Cellular component (GO): cytosol
Molecular function (GO): RNA binding
Source: RefSeq, a predicted model, not a curated record
CACGAGGCUGUAACGUAAGAAACCAUAUUUGUGAUAGCUGGGUGGCCCAAACAAACAACCGCGCGAAAGCGACAGUCGCUUCUUUAACUUUGCGGCAGGAGAAUGCUGCAAUCACUAAAAUUGUGUCACAGCGCUGUGUCUAAGAGCUCAUUACCAUGUCGCGCCACCCGCGCGCCGCCGGUGAUACUCGGCAAGCCAUGCAAGUUCGUGGCAUCCUCCGUCCCGCGGCCGUCGGGGGCCCGCCGCUGCGCCGCAGCCAGCUCAUCCACGCCUGAAGUCGGCGAGCUGAGCGCAGCUAGCGACGCGGACGACCUCGACGCCCCGUCGACCAGCGGCCGCAACUCACCGUCAGCGGGGCCCAACAAUGACAUCGUGGUAAUUUUGGUUGAGCCCAAGCGCGGUGAGAACAUAGGCGCUGCGGCUCGCGGCAUGAAGAAUUUUGGGCUGCGAGAGCUGCGACUGGUGCGGCCAGCGGGCGGGGAGUGGCCCAACGAGAAGGCCCGGGCGGUGGCAGCUCGGGCGGUGGACUUGAUUGACGCCGCCAAGGUGUACGACGACCUUGAUGCGGCGCUGGCGGACCUGCAGUACGUGUACGCGGCGUCGGGGCGCCCGCGAGCCCAGGACAAGCUGGCAAAGGACGUGGUGCUACUGCGUCAGGUUCAGGACGCGCUGCCUCCCGCCGGCACGCGCAUCGGCGUCAUGUUUGGUCGCGAGGACAACGGGUUGUACAACGACGAGCUGGUUCGCGCCAAUGCCAUCCUCACCAUCGACACCGACCCCAACUUCUACAGCCUCAACCUGGGGCAGGCAGUGCUCAUCACGUGCUAUGAGCUGUUCCGGGCGCCGCGGAGGCCCGGGCUGGGAGCUAAGCGUGACCCUGCCUCACGUCGCGAGGUGGAGGGCAUGCUGGGGCGGCUGUUCGCCGCGCUGGAGGCCCGCGCCUUCUUCACGCAGUACAACCGGGACGUGCUGCAGUUCGCCAUCCGCGGCUUCUUUGACCGCGUCAGCACCCUCAGUCGGCAGGACGUGGCGGCGGUGCGGCAGGUGCUCAAGGCGCUUCAGCGCACGCCAUCGUCGGGCAGCAGCAGCGGCAGCGGCAGCGGCAGCAGCAGCAGCAGCGGCAGCAGCAGCAGCAGCAGCAGCAGCAGCAGCAGCAGCGGCAGCGGGGAAGCUGGCAGCAAGUCGCCGCCCUCGUCGGACUCCGAGAAGCAGCGGUGACAUCGAUGGGGCUGAUGGCGAAAGGCAGUGUUAUAUGGAGCUGAGGGAGUGAGGGGUGCCUGACAUGACGGUAUUGAAGUUCCCUUGGUGAAUUGAAUCCGAAGUAUGGUUGAUCUCAGUAUUCGUGCGAGGCAGUGAGGCACAACUGCUGUGAAGGGGCGCAGGUCGUAUCUCGUGAGGCUAGGGUGGUACGACGGCGUGAUGCGGUGAUUGCAGUCGCUGGCCCCGUAAGCAAGCUGUGAGACAAUCUGACAUGACACAGCCGCAUUUAUCCGAGUACG